Molecule: messenger RNA, 693 nt
Organism: Mandrillus leucophaeus (drill)
Lineage: Eukaryota; Metazoa; Chordata; Mammalia; Primates; Cercopithecidae
Product: chromosome unknown open reading frame, human C20orf197
Source: RefSeq, a predicted model, not a curated record
AUGGACCAUACAUAUGAAGAGAAAGGUGUGUGCAAACAUUCAGGGAAUAAUCACAAGGUGGAGGUGUGCCCGCUCAGACCCAGAGCUGGCACAGGGACCUCUCCCAGAAGGCUGCAGGGCUUCCCUCCCAACCCUCCAACUGCUCACUUGCUGAGCCUGUGCUUAUCUGUUCAGUGGAACUGCUGUGUGCCACGCUCCUCAGAAGAAUCCAGAUGUUACUGCAAUAACCACUCCAUAAACAAACAGAACGCCCAGCUGGGAGAACUGGCUUCUCAGCAUUCGUCCCAGCAGAGGCUCUUCCGGGGCUGGGUUCUGACGGCUCCCCUGUUUUAGCACAGCUCUUGUUGGCAGGCAGAUGGCUACGAGCACAGCCACAGGCUGAAGUGUCAACAUUUCAGACAACACAGACAGUACAAUGACAAAUUGGGGAUCAGCUCCGAUCUCAGCCCCCCAUUUAAUAUGUUGCUGAAUAUUCUUCUGAACAGAGUUCAUCCCACACUGUCCCCUGGUACAAGACGCUCCAAGGGGCUGAAAGAGGGACUUCUGCAGUCAAGACAUCUGGGACACUCUUGGACAGUCACAAUGUGCAUUUGGGUAUUAAAGGCUCUGAAAAGUUCUGCACCAAAUAAACCCCUGGAUUGGCUUGAUCCAAUGCCACGUUUCCAAAACCUACUUGCCCAUGGGACACCUUAG